UGAGAGUGCUGUAAAAUUGUCAUAAUCGAAAGUGGAAAGAUUCGGUAGUUUAAAAUAGUGCAAAUAUUAGCCAUUAUAACGAAGGAAAGUGCUGCAUAUUUUGUGCACUCAGUUUAGUGUUAGAAAGGAUAGUUAAAUGUGUAAAAUGCAAUCAUCGAACAGCUCGCCAUCUAACUCGCCUCCAAUGGAGACACGAUUUUCUAAUAUGAAUGCGCCAACAGCUUCAAGUCGAAUCCUUUAUCAUAUUCCUUGUAAAGUGUGCCGCGACCAUAGUUCUGGCAAACACUAUGGCAUUUACGCUUGCGACGGAUGUGCGGGAUUUUUCAAACGAUCAAUUCGCCGGAACCGUCAAUAUGUCUGCAAAGCACAUAAUCAAGGACGUUGUGUAGUCGACAAAACCCAUCGAAAUCAGUGCCGAGCCUGUCGACUUAGAAAGUGUUUCGAAGUUGGUAUGAACAAAGAUGCAGUACAACAUGAGCGAGGUCCACGUAAUUCAACACUUCGAAGACAAAUCAGUAUCUGAUUACCGAUGUCUCCAUUUGGUGCUCCACCAUUUGUGUUAGAUCUCUCGAUUCCCAGGAUUCCACAUAUUCCACCACCUUCAAUAUUUGCUCAUCCAGGUCUACUUCCGCCUCCUCCAACAUUCCUACCGCCACGACCACCUCCACCACCACCACCUCCAAAUAGUAACGAACUAAGCCUUCAAGAGGUUGCGGCUGAACAUCUGUUCCGUAAUAUUCAGUUAACAAAACACAUGGGAGCUUUCACGGAUCUUUGUGUUGCUGACCAACUACUUCUGAUUGAAGGGAGCUGGAAAGAACUAUUCAUCCUUUCAAUAGUCCAGUACAUGAUGCCUAUGAAAUUCCAAAAGCUUCUGCAAACAUACAUAGCAGAGAAGGGCUACCAUAUCUACACGCACCAAUUGACUAAGGAUGUAGAAACUAUCGACCAAAUUGUGAACCAUAUUGUCAACCUCAAUUUAACUCCGCAAGAGUUUGAUUACCUCCGAGCGAUAAUCGUUUUCCAGAAAGCAUACAACGAUCGCAUAAUUUCUUCCACUUUUCAUAGGAAGGAUCAUCCUUCGGUCUCAGCUCUCAUGGCUUUGCGGGAGGCCGUGAAGGUUGAAGGGAUGUACGAUGAAGCUCGUGCGAACCUUAUGAACUACUUGAUAGACACCCGAGCAGGAGAGAUGCGUUACAAUGAUAUUGUCCGACUAAUUCCAUAUCUUCGGGCUGCACCGCUGUACACCAUUGAAGAAUUAUUUUUCAGGAAAAGCAUUGGAAAUACAACUAUUAUGAGGCUCAUUACGGAUUUGUAUAUUACUAAAAAGCUGUAG
Messenger RNA from Hermetia illucens (black soldier fly), 1336 nucleotides. It is a transcript of the gene tll, whose product is annotated as protein tailless. Lineage: Eukaryota; Metazoa; Arthropoda; Insecta; Diptera; Stratiomyidae. The transcript has 3 exons. Gene Ontology annotation, molecular function: nuclear receptor activity; RNA polymerase II cis-regulatory region sequence-specific DNA binding; zinc ion binding. Gene Ontology annotation, biological process: anatomical structure development; positive regulation of transcription by RNA polymerase II; cell differentiation. The record is from RefSeq and is a predicted model, not a curated record.